AUGUUCAGGGACUAUGGAGCGGGCAGUGCGGACGGCCCGGGACCCUCGUACAACCCUCGCCCACAGCACCCUGCCCUGCGCAGCAUGGGCCCGGCCGCCGCCGCAGGGACUCCGGGAGCAGCGCAGCAGAAGUUCCCCCCAGGUCCGAGUGCAGGGGCUGCCAGCUUCGUUCCCAGCCUCAAUACCAUCACCUCCAGCCAGGACCUGCAGUGGAUGGUUCAGCCCACGAUGCUCAACGCCUGCUCCUCGCCCUCCUCCUUCACAGCUGCCCCAUACCCCCGCCCCUAUGGUCCCUACCCUGCCGGGGCCCGCCCAGGCGUCAUCCGCACCAUUGGGCCAACCCCUGGCAUACGUCGGAGGCACAGUGAGCAUAUGACCCCUGAGGAAGAGGAGCGGCGCAGGGUAAGACGAGAGAGGAACAAACUGGCUGCAGCAAAGUGCCGGAACCGGAGGAAAGAGCUAACGGACUGUCUGCAAAUGGAGACGGACCAGUUGGAGGAGGAGAAGUCAGGCCUGCAGAAGGAGAUUGCAGAGCUGCAAAAGCAGAAGGAGAGGCUUGAGUUGAUUUUGGAGGCCCACCGGCCAGUGUGCAAAGUGCAGGAUGAGUCCUCGGGAGAGGAGGAGGAGCAGGAGGGGCCGUCCGCCCCACCCCCAGUCAAGCAGGAAUCCCCGGAGCCUCCCCCAGCAGUCAGACGUCGACCCCCACCACCAGUGCCCCCACGGAUCAGCCUUCCCCCCAGCGGGGUCCUGGAGCCUGAGGCCCUGCACACCCCCACCCUGAUGGUCACACCCUCGCUAACUCCUUUCACUCCAAGUCUGAUCUUCAAUUACCCUGCCCCAGGGGAAGGGGAGCCCUCUGCUGGCCAUACCUUCCCACCUGAGCCCUGCAGCUCUGCCCACCGGCGUGGGAGCAGCAGUGGUGACCAAUCAUCUGACUCCCUCAACUCCCCAACCCUGCUGGCACUCUGACAGGCACAGCUCCCCCAGCCCUGUUCUUCCUGCUCAAGAACCAGCCUCAUGACCAGGAACCUUCCAUGUGGUUCCAGACAAUUCUAGAACUGUUCCCUGUCAUCCCAGGCCCUUCUGGAACCAUUUACCUCAAUUGUGGUAUCUUUGUGAUCAUUCUAGCACUAUUCCUUAUUAUCCCAACUUCCUGUUCAUUCCAGACACAUCUGGAAUCUCCCUUUCCACUUUCAAACCUUCAUUGUCAUUCUAGAUAAUUCUAGAAGCACUCCACCACACACGCCCCCCCCCCACACACACACUCCAUUCCAGGCUCCCAAUUAUUUCACAUCCAUCUGGAAUUUCCCCCUCAGCUCUAGAACUUUCAGUGACAUUCUAGAACCUUCCCUGCCAUUGAUGUUUGAUUAUUCCAGGGCUCCCUGGAAUCUUUUACUCACGAGUCAGGAACCUGUCCAUCCCUUUACCAUCAUUGCAGAAGAAUGUCCUUGUGCUUCAGAACCAUCCCAAACCCUCCUACAGCCCCUUCCUGUCUGUUCCAGAGCACCCCUACUCUCCCAUUCCUUUUGGGAGGUGGUAACCUUCCCAAAAUUCCCAUUGUGCUUGCUGUGUUUUCCCUGGAAUGUACUAGAGCUUUCCUGAUCUCCUUCUGGAUUGCUCUGGAAUCCCCCCAGCCAUUCAUGGUCUCAUACUAGAACCUAACCAGAUGUCCCAGUUCAACAGGCACUCAUUCUAGACUCCGACUGACCAUUCUAGCAAAACUUGUUCAUUCUAGAACCGGUCUAGCUUUACUAGGCUGCCAUUGCUCAUUUGAGAAUACUCUCAGCUGUUCCAGACCUCUCUUGCUGUUUCUAGACCUCCAUCUGACAGUUCCAGAAUUCUCUCAUUCUAGAACUCACUUGAACAUUGCAAACUGCCCCUCCAAUCAUUCUAGAGCCCACUCCCUGAUCCAGAACAACCUCAGGUGUGCAGGGUUGUACAGCGCUGGCCAGCCAAGAACCAGAACUGGUUGGUUUGGUUUUUACUCCCAAGUUCCAGAAGCUGAUCCAGAACCGCAGGGCGUGCUCUGGACUGCACAAUGUUCAUUGUUGGAGCUGCCAUUUCUAUGCUAUUUAUUGUCACUCAAAGAGUAUUUUUCUA
This is a messenger RNA of Gopherus flavomarginatus (Mexican gopher tortoise), 2100 nucleotides long. RefSeq names its product FOS like 1, AP-1 transcription factor subunit (gene FOSL1). Lineage: Eukaryota; Metazoa; Chordata; Testudines; Testudinidae. Gene Ontology annotation, biological process: regulation of transcription by RNA polymerase II. The record is from RefSeq and is a predicted model, not a curated record. Bases 1 to 969 code for a protein of 322 amino acids. Gene Ontology annotation, molecular function: RNA polymerase II cis-regulatory region sequence-specific DNA binding; DNA-binding transcription factor activity, RNA polymerase II-specific. Gene Ontology annotation, cellular component: nucleus. The transcript has 4 exons.